CUAGGGUAGUGCUCCGUCCUCCAAAACCCCGGCGUUUUUUGACAAAACCCUUGAUCCAAUGCCGAAGUGUUGGGGUACUAUGUAGAACUAUCGAUGUUCUUUUUACUAGUCCUUUCCCAAUUGAACCGGUUCCAGGAACCAGGUUAAGAUUAGGGCCGUUAGGAGAAUGAAACAACCGACGAUUUUUUGGAACCGGAAAAGCAAUGGUGGUGGUUCUUGGAGUUUUAAAAAUGAAAAGGACACAACUUUUACACACUUUUAAACAUUUUUUUCAGUUGUAAUGGCAGGAAUCGUUGCCAUUUAUGGAUUAGUUGUUGCCGUUAUAAUCUCUGGAAAAUUGGGAGUUGGAGGAAAGGAAUACACUGUAAACGCCGGUUUUUCACAAUUUGCAGCUGGUCUAGUUUGUGGACUUUGUGGGUUAGGUGCCGGUUAUGCUAUUGGAAUUGUUGGUGAUUCUGGUGUUAGAGGAUUGGCACAACAACCAAGACUUUUUGUUGGGAUGAUUUUAAUGUUGAUUUUUUCUGAGGUUUUUAUUCUUUAA
Molecule: messenger RNA, 541 nt
Organism: Meloidogyne enterolobii
Lineage: Eukaryota; Metazoa; Nematoda; Chromadorea; Rhabditida; Meloidogynidae
Source: the annotation of a GenBank genome assembly